UAUAAAAAGAAUAACAAAUUUUAAUGUUCAGUGGAAAGGAUGGGUUGUUGCUGGACUUGGGCAGUGGGGAUCCUUAGAGAUGUGCGAGCCGGGAAGGAACGUGCUUAUGGCUGGGGGAUAGAGAUCCCUGGGGGCCACAGACCCCUCAGGGCAGGCUGGCAGCAGAGGGGCAGGAGGAUGGGGUUUGGAGGACAGAAGCCCUCCCCCCAGCCCCAGCUGCUGGCCUUGGCUCAGUCCUGGGGAGCUGAUUACAGGCUCUUCUUGGUGGGUGGAGAGAACAGGCUGCUCUUGGGGGGUCAGAGGGCGAGGCUGGAUUAGGAAGGCAAGGCCAUGCAGCUGGGUCCAACAUCAGUAGGGGCCAGGCUAGUCCCCUCCACAUCUGCUGGAAAGAUUAGGAGAGUGACAGAGACAGAGAGAGAUAGAGAAGGAGAGAGAAAGGCCAAGACUCAGGGGGAGACAGACAAGCAAGGGAGAGACAGAGACAGAGAUCUCUACGCCUACUCUCCUAGCCUAGGUAAAGCUGCCUGCUUUGGUGAAAGGGGGACGGGAUGGCUCUGGGCUCAAGCAGGAAAGGAUUUUUCAGCUCAGGGUCUCCCCUGAGUUGGGUUGAGUAACCGUCCUCUCUGCCUUAGUUUCCCUCCUUGGUAAAACAGGGUCAUAAGGCUUCCUGAGCUCAUACCCGGCAGAUGCUGCACGAUUGCAGCCGGCUUCAUUCUGGGUCCCCCAGACCCUGCCCAGCCCAAGGAGGCCAAUGCGGGAGAGGCAGAGCCGACCAACACUCCAGCCCCAGGGCAUACCCAGCCUCCUGUGGUCUUGGGCAAGUGUGGCGUCCCCUCUCUGAGCUUCAAUUUUCCUUCUUUGUACAAUAAUAAGGACAAGAAGAUUCUGGGCUUGGUGGUUUUUUUAGCAGAGGUACUGGGGAUUGAACCCAGGACCUUGUGCAUGCUAAGCAUGCUCUCUACCACACUCUACCAUUGAGCUAGACUCUUCCCCUGAAGACAACAAGAUUCUGUAGUGUUUUUUUGUUUUUGUUUUGGGGGAGGGAGGAGGUAAUUAGGCUUAUUUAUUUUUAUAUUUAAUGAAGGUACUGGGGAUUGAACCCAGGACCUCUCGCAUGCUAGGCACACAUUUUACCACUGAGCUAUACCUCAACUCCUACAAGAUUCUGAAUGUCCCUGGUCUCAGCUGGCUGCCUGCCUGCCUGCCUUCCACCAGCAUCCUGUGGAAUGAUUAUUUCUCAGUUCAUUUCUUUCACUUCUUUACAAUGGUUAAAAAAAAAAAAAAGACUCCUCAACCAGUGGUCCCCUGGGAGAGAUGUGCCCAAGGAAGGAGGAGAAACCAUGGUGGUUUUGCGCUCAUUUCAGCCUCUCUAUAACCAGUGUUGUGGCUGGAUCAGCUCUUGGAGUUCUUAUUAUGACUGCAAGAUGCCCUUCAGCAACAACCAACAGGAAACUUGGAGAAAAUCAAAAUGUAUUACGUACAGGACGUGGAAAUUAGACAGCACACCUGGGGCCACAGAACCAGGUCACAGGUAGAGAGAGCAUUAUGGGCUUGGGGUCCUGCUUUUAUUAGGGUCAAAAGUGAGGGCCUCGUGCUCCCCAGACUCAAUCUUUAUUGGUGAACUUAUUUAAGAAAAGUUUUUGGAGGGGAGGUAAUUAGGUUUAUACAUUUAUUUUUUAAAUGGAGGUACUAGGGAUUGAACCCAGGACCUCAUGCAUGCUAAGAAUGCGCUCUACCACUGAGCUAUAACCUCCCCUGCCACUGGGGAAUUUAAAUGUGAGAAUGGGGAUUUAAAACACAAGGAGAGGAAAAAUCAAGUGGUGAGUUAUGGAAAUCAACCAAGAUGUCUGAAACAAAGGCAGCUGAGUUGAAGAAGGUGGCCUGGCUCUGUGUAGUGACAUUGGAGGGCCAUCUUUGAAGCUAAUGCCCCAGCAAUCAAAGCUUAAGUCAGGCACUCCUUUUACAAGAAAGAGAAAACCCAACUAUCAGGGGUUCCCUGACCCUGCCCUUGGCCUUGUCCCUGGGCCAUCUUCGAGAAUGCUUUGUCCCUUCCCCAAGGCCCCCAGCUGGGGCGGGCUGGGCUCCUAUAACAGGGGGAUCCUCACUGGGGCCGGGCACCUCCCGCCGCCAUGGACCCCUGCCGGCUCUCCUGGGCGCUGGUGCUGCUGGGCCCGGCCCUGGCGCUUGCCCUGGGCCCUGCGCCCGCCCAGGAGGCCCCCGAGAAGCUGUGCGGCCACCACUUCGUGCGCGCGCUGGUGCGGCUCUGCGGGGGCCCGCGCUGGUCCCCCGAGGACGGGCAACCUGUGGCUGGUGGCGACCGUGAGCUGCUACGGUGGCUGGAAGGAAAACAUCUCCUCCAUGGGCUGGUGGCCAAUGGGGACCCCAUGCUGAUACUCGCCUCACCGCCCCUGCCCCAGGCCUCUCACCAUCACCACCACCGCCGCCAGGCAGCUGCCACCAACCCUGCCCGCCACUGCUGCCUCAGUGGCUGCACCCGGCAAGACCUGCUGGCCCUCUGUCCCCACUGAACCCUCCUGGGGCGUGGCUUUGGAGGCACCUGAGACCUAAAGGAGUCUGGUCUGGCAAGCUCCUGAUGCCGCAUAACACCAUGAAGCACCAUGUCUGGGAGGAGGUUGUUGGUUACCUCUCAAACAAGGUGCUCACCACCUCCCCAGGCUGCCUGUCCUCUCUGGGGCCAACUUGGAGGAUCCUUGGGUUUUUGGAGACGCCAGAUACCAAAGUUCAAACAUUCUCACCUCAGAGGAGCCCCAAGUGCCCCGCUCCCUUGCAUUUGUUGACACCCCAUUUGCUGUCUCCUCCAUAGUAAAUAAAUAAGAUGCCUGCAGAAUCCAAA
This is a messenger RNA of Camelus dromedarius (Arabian camel), 2854 nucleotides long. It is a transcript of the gene INSL3, whose product is annotated as insulin like 3. Gene Ontology annotation, biological process: adenylate cyclase-inhibiting G protein-coupled receptor signaling pathway. Gene Ontology annotation, molecular function: G protein-coupled receptor binding; hormone activity. The transcript has 2 exons. Gene Ontology annotation, cellular component: extracellular region. NCBI's taxonomy places the organism in Eukaryota, Metazoa, Chordata, Mammalia, Artiodactyla, Camelidae. The coding region runs from base 2130 to 2528 and encodes 132 amino acids. The record is from RefSeq and is a predicted model, not a curated record.